GCUGCUGCUGCUCAUUCCUGCGGCUCCUCAGACACUAACGCCAGACGGUGAUGCCUCUUGGGUUGUGACUCCAGCGCAGAAACUUGGAGGAGCCCUUUGCCCGCCGUCCUACUUGGCAACAAAGCCUCUCCUAGCAGCGAAUGACCAUGUGUAGCGGAGCGAGGCUGGCCCUCCUGGUCUACGGGAUAAUAAUGCACAGCAGCGUCUACUGCUCACCUGCCACCGCAGGACUCCGGUUCCCUGGAAUCAGGCCGGAGGACGAAGCGUACGACGAGGACGGAAACCCGCAGCAGGACUUCUACGACUCAGACCCGCCGGGCGUGGGGAGCCCCGCCUCCGCGCUGCGCGACGCCUACGCGCUCUACUACCCCUCGGAGAAGAGAGAUGUCGCCCAAGGGAUCCUUAACAAGGCCUACCGCAAAGUACUGGAUCAGCUGUCCGCCAGGAAAUACCUGCAGACGCUCUUGGCCAAGGGCUUGGGUGGGAACCUAGGCGGCGGCCCGGAGGACGACUCAGAGCCUCUCUCCAAGCGCCACUCAGACGGAAUCUUCACCGACAGCUACAGCCGCUACCGGAAACAAAUGGCUGUCAAGAAAUACUUGGCGGCAGUCCUAGGGAAAAGGUAUAAACAAAGGGUUAAAAACAAAGGACGCCGAAUAGCUUAUUUGUAGCGAUGAGUUACCAGCUACCCUGUGUAUACAAUCCUGACACUAUGAAAAGUCACUUUCCCAACUGACUGAACAGUCAUCUCUCAUGUGUUCUAUCCAAACAUGUAUUUAUGUAUGAAGUAAAGCCAUUAAAUGAAUAUUUUGAUAAUAAUAUUGUUUUUCUUUUUACAAAGCACUAGAGAAUGCACAGAUAUACUUUGUGGACCAAUUAUUGAUAUAUAUAUAUAUUACAAAUAUAUAUAUUAAGAAUAUAUAUAUAGGUAUAAUAGACAGCAGUUCAUACAAAGUGUGCACAAGGAUUGAAAAUUCGCCUGAGCUGUUUAUGUUUUUAUAUAAAAUAAAUAGAAAAAUAGACAAUCAUUGUUUUGAAUAUUACUCCUAUUUUUAUAAAAUGGAAUUAAAAGGAUAGUAUUUUUAUCCAUGACAGGCCUGAAGAUAUUAAUACUGACCAUUUGCUACUGUACAUAAUGAUGCCCUGCUCCAGGGAGAUUUGGAGGUAAUGAUUUGGGAGAAUUGCUGAAGGGUGUUCUUUCCUAGUGAGUCUCUGGGCCAGGCUGCUUCAGUCCCAGAGGAACUCAACUAGGCACUGUCCCCCUUUGUCCCCCUCACUGGGUGGCAAUUCCAAUACUUCUGCUUUCUUUGGUUCUACUUUUAUGUGUAUUUGUCUCUCUUUAGACUCUCAGCCCAGAAGGAAAUUCUCCUGAUAAAAAACAACAGCUCGAUCCAAAUUGUGCUUCUCCCCAGAAUUCACACCACCCCCUGGGGGAAGUGUUGGGGGGUUGUACAGAGAAGGGAGACUUGGGUCUUGAAGCUCCCGUGAAGCUCCCUUUUCUGUACUUCCAGGAAACCCAGUAUCCCAAGGUUAGGGCAAUUGGAACAAAGAGAAGGAAAUGUAGGUAUGUUGGAAGAGGCAGAGCAUAAGGCAGUCGGAGGAGGAGGACCCUGGAGAGGGACUGGUUUGGAGCUGCCCUGCGUCUGGGACGCGGAGGGUAAGCCCAGCCCCACUGUAGGUCCUCUGCCUGACUGACUUUGGGCGCUGGAUAUUGGAAAUGGAUGCAAAGUACAAUGUGUUUUUCUCCAGUGCUGUCAAUGCUUCUCAUCUUGUGAAAUGACCAGGAUACUCCCCUUUGAAUACGGCUCUGUAGGAGCCAUCCUUUUCUUUGGCGGUUUUCUGAAGACUCUUCUUUCCCACCCUUCUGCACUGUUGAAGUACCGUUUACCAUUUUUCAUUCAUUUCUCUUAAACUUGUGAAUGCUUCUUUUUUUGUUGUUUGAUGUGAGUACUUAAUUGUAAAGUUUAGGAACCCCUGUGUAGUUACCAGUAAGUAGUUAUGCACAAAAUAUGAACGAACCUUUUGUUUCUUGUUUAUUGAGUUUGUAGGUAAAAUGUAUUUUUCUACAUUAUGGCUUAUUGCUUAGUAAAAUUUAUUUCAUAAAACCAACCUUUGUCAUAUUAGAAUGUGUAGUGUUCACAUGUUGCUCAGUUUUACUAACUUAUAAAUCAUUUAAACCUCA
Molecule: messenger RNA, 2182 nt
Organism: Acinonyx jubatus (cheetah)
Lineage: Eukaryota; Metazoa; Chordata; Mammalia; Carnivora; Felidae
Gene: ADCYAP1
Product: adenylate cyclase activating polypeptide 1
Exons: 5
Coding region: 141-671 (176 amino acids)
Biological process (GO): neuron projection development; neuropeptide signaling pathway; positive regulation of protein kinase activity
Cellular component (GO): neuron projection; perikaryon; extracellular region
Molecular function (GO): neuropeptide hormone activity; pituitary adenylate cyclase activating polypeptide activity; peptide hormone receptor binding
Source: RefSeq, a predicted model, not a curated record